Molecule: messenger RNA, 783 nt
Organism: Diospyros lotus (date-plum)
Lineage: Eukaryota; Viridiplantae; Streptophyta; Magnoliopsida; Ericales; Ebenaceae
Product: 40S ribosomal protein S12-like
Exons: 5
Coding region: 136-561 (141 amino acids)
Biological process (GO): translation
Cellular component (GO): ribosome; cytosolic small ribosomal subunit
Molecular function (GO): structural constituent of ribosome
Source: RefSeq, a predicted model, not a curated record
CGAGAAUUAGGGUUUCAGAUUUUUGCUAUAUAUUAGCUUUCUUUGUCCUCCUCCUCCUCCUUCGCAGGCUGUGCGUUCUCAGCAGCAUUUACUCAUCAGCUGCAGGUUCGAAAUAAAGGAUUUUGAAGAAGGAAAAUGUCAGGAGAAGAGGGUGUUGUUGCUGUUGAGGCACCUGCUGCCUCCGCACUUGGGGAGCCCAUGGACAUAACGACGGCCUUACAACUUGUGCUUAGGAAAUCACGGGCUCAUAGUGGGCUUGCUCGAGGUCUGCAUGAAGGUGCAAAGGUGAUCGAGAAGCAUGCUGCUCAGCUUUGUGUUUUGGCAGAGGACUGUAACCAGCCAGAUUACGUUAAACUUGUCAAAGCACUUUGUGCUGACCACAAUGUGAGCUUAGUAACAGUGCCAAGUGCUAAGACUCUCGGCGAAUGGGCUGGUCUGUGCAAGAUUGAUUCAGAAGGCAAGGCAAGAAAGGUCGUGGGUUGCUCUUGUGUUGUAGUGAAGGAUUAUGGGGAGGAAUCAGAAGGUCUCCAUAUCGUUCAGGAGUACGUGAAGUCUCACUGAGUGACUAGAUAGAAGACAGAUAUGCGUUGCCCUAUUUAAUGUUGGCUUGUGAGUCUGGAGUAUCUUAGAAUAUCCUUGCCCCUUUUAGUUGGUUUGAAGAACGUAACUUGGGAGGAAAAAAAAUUUUGAUGUUCUGAGUACCUUCUAUAAAUUUAAGAAAAUUUGAGUGUUGCAGACUAUCAAUAUUCUCUUUGGAAUGAAGUAUGCUCCUGUGCUUGUGCU